This is a messenger RNA of Formica exsecta, 735 nucleotides long. RefSeq lists its product as uncharacterized. The transcript has a single exon. The annotation marks the transcript as partial. The record is from RefSeq and is a predicted model, not a curated record. Lineage: Eukaryota; Metazoa; Arthropoda; Insecta; Hymenoptera; Formicidae.
GCAGGACAAGCAAAAAUCAAUAAGGGGCUUGUAGCAACCACGCUCAAGCUGCUGGACUCUAAAUGGUCUAAGUUCGAGGAGCAGCACGAGCUACUGGUCGCCGAGUAUGGAGCGGAGAUCAAGAAGCACGAGUACGUGACAAAGGACGUUUUGGGGCAGGCUGAGGAAGUUUAUGUUUUCCAACGUGAGGCGGUUCUUGAGCUGGAGGAGGCGCUCACGAAGCCAGCAUCACCAAUGUCUCCGGAGGGGCCUUCCGGGAACGAUCCCCGAUUCGCCUCCCGCACGACGCUACCAAGGAUCCAGCUUCCCAACUUCUCCGGGAGAUAUGAAGACUGGCCGGCGUUCCGGGACCUUUUCCUGUCAAUCAUCGGCAAGGACACGUCGAUAGCGCAGGUUGAAAAACUGCACUACUUGAAAACCUGCUUAAAGGGGGAGGAAGAAUUACUCAUACGUAACAUUUCCACAACGGGCAAAAAUUAUGAGAGCGCGUGGGAGAUGUUGACCUCAUAUUAUGAGAAUAAAGGCUUGCUAGUGCGCGCCUAUAUCGCCAACUUCAUCUCGCUGCAGAAGAUGAAGGGCGAAUCCCCGUCCAAGCUCAGAAAAAUCUUCCAUUGCCUAAAGUCAACUGUUAGCUCGCUUGAAAACAUCGGCCGGUCGAUCGACUGUAGCGAGGACUUGUUUCUCGAUAGACGGCUUCACACCCUGGAAUCGAUGCAGCCGAUAAACAUCCGCUGA